UUUUAUGCCCAAAUCCGCGGGAAAACUCCAGGUAGCAUAGAAAGGAGACUCAGAGAGUGUGUGUUAGAGAGAGAAAGACAUGGCGCCAGUGUUGCAGAGCUCUCAGCCAUGGGUCGAGAAAUAUCGACCCAAGCAGGUAAAAGACGUAGCUCACCAAGACGAGGUCGUUCGAGUCCUCACGAACACACUCGAGACCACAAACUGUCCACACAUGCUCUUUUAUGGCCCGCCCGGCACUGGCAAAACAACGACUGCACUCGCCAUCGCCCAUCAGCUUUACGGACCUGAACUUUACAAGUCUAGGGUGCUGGAGCUGAAUGCAAGUGAUGACCGUGGUAUCAAUGUAGUUCGAACAAAAAUAAAAAAUUUUGCAGCUGUUGCUGUCGGCUCAGGCCGUCAAGGGGGUUAUCCUUGCCCACCCUAUAAGAUUAUCAUCCUAGAUGAGGCAGAUUCAAUGACUGAAGAUGCUCAGAAUGCCUUGCGACGGACCAUGGAAACUUACUCCAAAGUUACAAGAUUCUUCUUCAUUUGUAAUUAUAUCAGCAGGAUCAUAGAGCCUCUAGCUUCUAGAUGUGCAAAGUUUAGGUUCAAGCCACUUUCAGAAGAAGUUAUGAGUAGCCGUAUACUGCAUAUUUGUAAAGAGGAAGGCCUCAAUCUAGAUUCAGAGGCUCUUUCAACCUUGAGCUCUAUUUCACAAGGCGAUCUUCGUCGGGCAAUAACAUACUUACAGGGAGCUGCUCGCUUAUUUGGAUCAUCAAUAUCUUCUGAGAACUUAAUCAGUGUGUCUGGGGUUAUCCCAGAGGAGACUGUUCAAGCUCUCUUUGCAGCUUGCAAAAGUGGAAAUUUCGAUUCAGCGAACAAGGAAGUCAAUAAUGUAAUCGCAGAGGGAUAUCCAGUUUCUCAGAUGCUUUCCCAGAUAUUUGAGAUAGUUGUCGAAGCUGAUGAUAUAUCAGAUGAACAAAAAGCAAGAAUUUGCAAGAAACUUGGUGAAGCAGAUAAGCGUCUUGUUGAUGGAGCAGAUGAGUAUUUGCAGCUGUUGGAUGUGGCCAGCAAUACUAUGAGGGCACUUUGUAACCUGCCAGAAGAAUUUUCCAUUGAGAAUUAGGUAAGAGAGUGAAGUGACUGAGUUACAGCUUAUUAUCUGUCCGAUCAUGUCAAAGAACCGCUCGGAAUAUUUUUUUUAUAUGCAAAUCAUUUCCAUGUUUUUGGGGACUAAAAUACCAUCAUUCCAAGUACAUGUUGAUAUGAUUGCAUUAUUGUUCACUGUGGCAUUACCCCCUCAUUAUAAUAUCUGUGACAUUAAUUUAA
Cornus florida is the source of this 1308-nucleotide messenger RNA. RefSeq names its product replication factor C subunit 2. Gene Ontology annotation, biological process: DNA repair; DNA-templated DNA replication. The coding region runs from base 80 to 1105 and encodes 341 amino acids. Gene Ontology annotation, cellular component: DNA replication factor C complex; nucleus. Lineage: Eukaryota; Viridiplantae; Streptophyta; Magnoliopsida; Cornales; Cornaceae. Gene Ontology annotation, molecular function: ATP binding; DNA binding; DNA clamp loader activity. The record is from RefSeq and is a predicted model, not a curated record. The transcript is spliced from 12 exons.